UAGGGCUCUUCGCGCUAGGGAUUUUGGGCAGCUCGGGGAUGAAGCGCCCGGAGGAAGAUGCCGCCAUUGUCCCCGCCAAGCGCGCUAGAACAGAGCUAGAGGAGGUAAGCGGCAGCGACGGCAAGCAGAUCCGGCACUUCAAUGGCGUCCGCCGCACUUCCAGCCUCGAAUCGCCGACGAUGCUGCUCAGCGGCCACGCCGGGGCGAUCUACACCAUGAAAUUCCACCCGCGCGGCGACGUGAUCGCGUCGGGGAGCUUCGACAAGGAUAUUUUCCUGUGGCGCGUCACCGGCCCCUGCGAGAAUUUCAUGGUGCUCAAGGGCCACCGCAACGGCGUGCUAGACGUGCAUUGGAUGCUCGACGGCGGCCAGAUCGUGUCCGCGAGCCCGGACAAGACGGUGAGGGCCUGGGACGCGGACACCGGGCGCCAGAUCAAGAAGAUGGCCGAGCACUCCUCCUUCGUCAAUGCGUGCUGCCCGGUGAAGAAAGGCCCGCCUUUGCUCGUCAGCGGCUCCGACGAUGGCACCGCCAAGCUCUGGGACCUCCGCCGCCGGGGCUGCAUCCAGACGCUCCCGGACAAGUACCAAGUCACGGCAGUGGGCUUCUCCGAGGCGGCGGACAAGGUUUUCUCCGGAGGGAUCGACAACGAAGUGAAAGUCUGGGAUCUUCGCAAGAACGAGGUGGUGAUGCAUCUCCAGGGGCACCUUGAUACGAUCACAGGGAUGGAGCUCAGCCCGGAUGGAUCGUUCUUGCUCACGAACUCGAUGGACUCGACGCUGAAGAUCUGGGAUCUUCGUCCCUACGCUCCACAGAACCGGUGCGUGAAGACGUUCACUGGGCACGUCCACACGGUGGAGCAGAAUCUGCUCAAGUGUAGCUGGUCGCCGGAUGGGAACAGGGUGACGGCCGGGAGCGGGGACCGUAUGGUCUACAUCUGGGAUACGUCCAGCCGCCGGAUCUUGUACAAGCUUCCGGGACACACGGGGUCUGUGAACGAGUCCGUGUUCCACCCGACGCAGCCGAUCAUCGGCUCGUGUAGCAGCGACAAGCAAAUCUAUCUUGGCGAGAUUGAGCCGUGAGAGAUCUUGGCAAGGCGAUCCAGAUUUCCAGGAAGGUUGAGCUCCUAGAGCAGUCAGAAAGUUUCAGAUUUCCAGAAAGGUUGAGCUCCAAGAGUAGUGAGAAAUUUUCUUUUUGCCUCUGUUGUAAAACUAACCUUCGCGCAAUCUUUUGAUUUAAAAGCUUAUAGAACACAGCUACUUUCAUUCA
Selaginella moellendorffii is the source of this 1266-nucleotide messenger RNA. Its product is annotated as U5 small nuclear ribonucleoprotein 40 kDa protein-like. The record is from RefSeq and is a predicted model, not a curated record. The coding region runs from base 39 to 1079 and encodes 346 amino acids. Lineage: Eukaryota; Viridiplantae; Streptophyta; Lycopodiopsida; Selaginellales; Selaginellaceae. Gene Ontology annotation, molecular function: RNA binding; protein binding. Gene Ontology annotation, cellular component: catalytic step 2 spliceosome. The transcript has 2 exons.